AUGGAGCCCACCACCGAAAUGAAGCUGAUUCUCAAAGCUGCUGCAUUCCUGCUCUACAGCGCCUGGUUUCUAGGUUUCCCACUUUCUUCGGCCUUCAGCAUUGAUGCGGGUACACAGGUGAUUUUUGGAGGUGAUGCCGCUGCCCAGUUUGGCUAUCGUGUCGCCCAGAUAAGAGCAAACGGCACGCCCUGGUUAAUAGUGAGUGCCCCCCUGUCGCGCAACCAGACGGAGACACUUUUCCGCUGCUCCUAUGAGACGGAGCAAUGCCAGCCUUUGCAAGUACCUCCGUUGCAAGGAGAAAACAUCACCUCUGAAAUAUCCCUGGGCCUCUCGCUGGCUGUUGACGAGGCAUCCGAUUCUAAACUAACAGCCUGUGGUCCAACUUGGAAGCGACAGUGUGGGAAAAACCAUUACCUGAAUGGCAUUUGCUAUAUCCUGAACAAUGUUGACCAAAACCCGAAAGAGAUUCGUCCAGCUUUCCAAGAAUGCGUCUUUGGUGUGGAUGCUGCGAUCUUAUUUGAUGACUCCCACAGCAUUAGUCACCCUGAUUUCACCAUCAUGCUGGAAUUCAUCCUGAAGCUUAUAGCUUCUGUGGCUGGGCCAAAUGUCCAGUUUGCUGUUGUCCAGUUCUCUACUGAAGUCAGCACUGUGGUUAGUUUUGCUUCUUAUGCCCAGCUUGGAGGCCAGGUGGAGGACAUGAUCCGCCGUGCCACGCACAGGCAAGGAAAUACCUACACCCCCUCUGCCAUUCUCCAUGUAGUGAACGAGGUCUUCACACGUGAGGGUGGUAUGCAGAAACACUCCAAGAAAUUGCUGAUCAUCCUGACAGAUGGGGUGUCCAACGAUAAAAGCGUCACAUUUGAUGCAGCCAUAGAGGCCACAAAUAAAAAAGGAAUCAUCCGCUAUGCCAUUGCGGUUGGUAACAAGCAAGUUGAAAAUGAGCUGCGCAACAUCGCUUCCUCCCCUGAAAAUGUCUUCCCCGUGGACAGUUUUAGGGCACUUGAUACUCUUCAGAACCAGCUGAAGGAGAAGAUCUUUGCCAUUGAAGGGACCUCUGGCAGUUCAUUUCAGCAAGAACUCUCGCAAGGUGGAUUCAGCAUACUCCUCACCCCAGAGCAUGUGGUGUCGGGAGCUGUUGGUGCCUAUGGCUGGGCUGGGGGUCUGGAGGAAGAGUCCUUGGGAGACCUUCCCGAAAUACAUUUCAUCAACAUAUCUUUGUCCAGGGUGGACCUAAACGACUCAUAUCUGGGCUAUGCUGUGGCACUGGCUCAUCGUGGCCAAAGGAAGUUCUAUGUAGCCGGGGCUCCACGGUACCAACAUAUUGGGAGGGUCAUCGUCUUUGAAAGGCAGAGUAAGCAGCCAAUGGCCGUCAUUGGGGGCAAACAGGUGGGCUCCUACUUUGGUGCUGAACUUUGCACUGUAGACCUAGAUGCAGAUGGGAACACGGACCUCGUCCUGAUCGGGGCUCCCCUUUACUACAAUGGGAGACAAGGAGGGCUUGUUGAGAUCCACUCCAUCAAUGGCACGGGUCGCACCAAUUACCUUCAGACACUUCGCGGGAUCUCUGGCAGCAGUCUGGGCCGCUUCGGGUCUGCCCUCUCCUCCUUGGGGGACGUGACCGGGGAUGGCCUCGCGGACGUGGCCAUUGGGGCCCCCAUGGAAGAUGAAGAGCGUGGGGCCAUUUACAUCUUCCUUGGAGAAAGAGACAGGCUGAGGGAACAGUACAGUCAGCGGAUCGCUGCCACCACUCAAUCCCCUGAGCUGAAGUUUUUUGGCCAGUCCAUCCAAGGAAGAAUGGACCUGAGUGGAGAUGGAUUGACUGACAUGGCUGUUGGGGCGAUGGGAAAUGCGGUGCUUCUUCGAUCCCAGCCCAUUUUCACCGUCAUCUCUUCGCUGAAUUUCUCGCCUCACUCAGUACCCCCAGAUGAUCCCAACUGUGCAAGCGGGGAAGUUUCAGGAGUUGGCCCACGCGGGAGCCUCUGUCUUUGUUUCACCCUGAAACUCAUCAGCACCAAAUGGACUUCUGGCGCUCUCCAAGCCUCAGUCUCCUUUGAUCUCCGUGUUGACGCCAACCAGCCUGUACCACGCCUGACUCUAGAGAAAGAGGAACGCAACAUCUCAGAAACCAUCCACUUGGGGAUGGUGCCGGUCUGUGUCAACAAGACACUUCUGGCUCAGCUCUGCUUGGAUGAUACUGUCUCUCCACUAGUGCUGAAGGCAAAUUUCUCAGUUGCAGCAGAACCAGACACCUCUGCCAGGAAUCUACAACCCAUUCUUGAACCUGGGACCAAUUUGUCCACCACCAUUGAGGUUCCUUUCCAACAGAAUUGUGGCUCGGAUGACAUUUGUAUGUCUGAUCUUCGGAUCUCUUUUAACUUUUCUGGGUCAAAGGGGCUUAAAUUGACUCCCAGUUUCAUACUGAACUUAACCGUGAAACUAGAAAAUGCGGGUGAGACGGCCUAUGAGGCAGGCCUUUCCUUCUACUAUCCGCCUAUUUUGUCUUUCCAGGGAGCUUCAGUUCUUCAGUCCAACUGGCGUCUGUCCCCUGCCUGUAAAAUGCACGGAUCCCAGGGAAACACAUCUGUCCGUCACAGCUCCUGCCGUUUCAGCCCACGGGAUCUCAAGGAAGGCAUGCAGACCCUCCUCCGGCUUUCCUUCCGUGUCUUCAGAAAUGACUCCUGGGAUGAAAAGCCUGUUUCCUUCACAGUCCGGGCCCAGAGCAAGAACGAGAAUGACACCCUGGAAGAUAAUGAGGCCACGGAGUGGCUUCCUGUACUUCACCCUGUCAAUGUCAUCGUGAAGGGGCUUGAGUCCACAAAAUACCUAAAAUUCUCUACUGAGAUGCCAGAGACCAAGAUUGUCACACACAGCUAUGAGGUCAGGAAUUUAGACAAGCGCUCCACCCCAGUCAAUGUGACCUUCAAUUUCCCCAUGCGGACUACAGUGGGCUUUUUCUGGAAUGUAACCUUGAUCCACAGUGGAGAGAGGAACCAGUUCGUAUGCAUUCAUCCGCACACCUUCCAGAUGGCAAAUGUCAAGGACUCCAAAGAACCAGCCACGAAAGGGUGUCUGGGAGCCUCUUUCUGCACCAGAGUUCGGUGUCUGAUCGCCAAUCUCUCCCAAGAGUCCAUCCUGUUCAAUUUUUCUGGGGAGUUUUACAGACCUCAAAACGAUUCCAAGCUGCGGUCCCAGACUCUCCGUCUUCGCAGUGAGGCUUCGGUGGGGAUAGAUGAGUCUAGAUUUUUCCAGAAUCAGCCAGAGGAAUUUCGUUACAGCCAGAUCACCACAGAAGUUGAGAUAAUUUCGCCAUUCAACCCCGUUCCCGUCAUUGUUGGCAGCACCAUUGGAGGCCUUGUGCUCUUAGCCGUUCUAGUGGUCGUCUUGUAUAAGUUUGGAUUCUUUAAGCGCAGCCGCAUGUCCCAAGAAGGUGACACCACAGCAGGACAAGCUGUCCCUGCCGAACAAGCGGAUCCAUCAGCUCCCCAGGCAUCGACUAACUCCUGA
Euleptes europaea (tarantolino) is the source of this 3504-nucleotide messenger RNA. Its product is annotated as integrin alpha-X-like. The record is from RefSeq and is a predicted model, not a curated record. Gene Ontology annotation, biological process: cell-cell adhesion; cell adhesion mediated by integrin; integrin-mediated signaling pathway. Bases 1 to 3504 code for a protein of 1167 amino acids. The transcript has 30 exons. Gene Ontology annotation, molecular function: integrin binding. NCBI's taxonomy places the organism in Eukaryota, Metazoa, Chordata, Lepidosauria, Squamata, Sphaerodactylidae. Gene Ontology annotation, cellular component: integrin complex; external side of plasma membrane.